Amaranthus tricolor (Joseph's coat) is the source of this 1146-nucleotide messenger RNA. RefSeq names its product probable calcium-binding protein CML36. Lineage: Eukaryota; Viridiplantae; Streptophyta; Magnoliopsida; Caryophyllales; Amaranthaceae. The transcript has a single exon. Gene Ontology annotation, molecular function: calcium ion binding. The coding region runs from base 246 to 902 and encodes 218 amino acids. The record is from RefSeq and is a predicted model, not a curated record.
UAAAAAGCGAAAAUUCCAUGCAACCGAAUUACGGAAUAAUAGGAUUAGGAGGUAUAAAAACAAAGGGAUCAAAACCCUAAAAAGCCUCAUACAAGGAAGCUUCCUAGAAGGUACAAACUUCCAUUAAUGGUAUUUGCCUUCAUAAUCUCCAUCUUCCCUUCACUUUCCCUUCAUCUUCCUCAUUCAUAAUCAAUACUUUCUCUCAAUUUCUCUUUUUCGCUCUCCUUCCAAGAACAAUAAUCACCAUGAAACUUCUCAAAUCAAUCAACCCCAAAAAAAUCAUCUCCUUCAAAAAACCCAAAUCAUCACCCACCAUAACCAAAUCCGAACCGCCUUCAUUCAAAUCCUGCUGCUCCUCUUCUUCGUCUUCCUCCGAAUCAUCCACUCACAACAAAUCGGGUCCGGCCCUGACUCGAACCCGGUCUGAGGAGAUCUGCAUCAAUCUCAAAUCCGACCGGCCAUGGAUAGAAGAAACCUUCAAAAUGAUGGACCUAGACGGAGACGGUAAAAUCACACGAGUCGAACUUCACUCGAUUUUUAACCGCGUUAGAGUAAACGCGCCGUCAUUAACGGAAGAUGAAGUAGCGGAGAUGAUUAAAGAUAUCGAUAUCGACGGUGACGGUUGUAUUAGUUUUCAAGAACUAGAAGCCGUUGGAUCUGUUUUUGAUCCGACGUCUGCAAAUGAAGAAGAUCUUAAAGGUGCGUUUGAUUUCUUUGAUGGUGAUCACGAUGGAAAGAUUUCGGCAGAGGAGCUUUUUCAAGGGUUUAUGGCGUUGGGAGAUGAACGGUGCACGUUAGAAGAUUGUCGGCGUAUGAUAGAAGAUGUGGAUAAAAAUAAAGAUGGAUUUGUUUGUUUCGAGGAUUUUUGUCGUAUGAUGUGUUCAUCAUCUACUCAUAGGUGAUUUUUUAAUUGGGGCUGAAAAUUGAUUGGAUCAAUAUAAUUUUUGUAAGGUUACAAAUAUUAUCCUACGUAUCAGGAAUGAAAUGAAAUGAAGUUUUCAGCUUUUAAUCUUAUGUGUUUUGAUUCUGUUACGUGGAUUUACUAAUUUAAUUAAAAGCUUAUUUAUUAGCAAAAUUUAAUUUUUAAAAUUUCACUUUUGCUGGUAAAAAGUUGCUAUACUUUUAACACAUUAAUUAUUCCAAUUU